Molecule: messenger RNA, 3886 nt
Organism: Annulohypoxylon maeteangense
Lineage: Eukaryota; Fungi; Ascomycota; Sordariomycetes; Xylariales; Hypoxylaceae
Product: cysteine proteinase
Exons: 5
Coding region: 322-3753 (1143 amino acids)
Biological process (GO): proteolysis
Cellular component (GO): cytoplasm
Molecular function (GO): calcium-dependent cysteine-type endopeptidase activity
Source: RefSeq, a predicted model, not a curated record
GUUACCUUCACUUAUUAAAAGUCCUUAACGCACUUACUUACUUAUACAUGAACCACCCAAUAACUUGACUCUCGUACAGCCUCGUCUAUCACAUCCAAAGACGCCAAUUUUCUUUCACACCUUGUUUUAUAAACAUUGCCUGGAGUUAGGCGUUCUGAACUUGACACUUUAUCGUACCAUUCAGCCAUUGCUUGCAGUCAAGCUUUUUAUUCGCCAUAAUCGCUCAGUCCCCAGAUCUACGAGAUCAUAAUUCACCCGAUAUUAAGUUAUUAUACUUAAUAGUGGUACACACAAAGCACUAUCACAUCCAUUACCUUCAACAUGUCUCAGAUACCGGCCAUCACACGAGACCUUACAAGAUUCGGAUACAGCUCCUCGAGCGACUCCGAUGAACCUCCACGAAAAGCGGCUGCGACCACCACGACCACGCAGAAUCAGAAAAAGAAGAAGAAGCGCAAGCCACCGCCACAACAAAGCAUUAAUCGGAUAUGGAGGCGCUUCACGACAAAGGAAUUCACCAAGGCACUCGCCAUCCUUCCUUUCGAUCCCGUGCCUCUUCCAAGCACCCCCGAACGUCCCAAUGAACUUCUAUCCGCGGGGUACGAGCGAGCAAGAGAUGAAUGUUCGCGCAAGGUGAAAAAGAUCAUUGCGGAAUGCAAGCGCGUGAACACCCGAUACCGGGAUCCCGGCUUUGACCUGGACUGGGACCUGAAGUGGUUCAAGGGAAAUUGUCUAAAUUAUCUUGGAUCACGCAGAUACGAUCUUCUGAAUUCUAGGCACAGCUGUAACAAGUCUGUCCCCAAAGCCGUCAAGCGGGUGCACGAGAUCUUUGAGAAGCCGACGUUCAUGAAGAACACGGCUGCGGAUAAUGUGAAGCAAGGCUCGCUCGGCGAUUGCUGGCUUAUUGCUAGCUUGAGUGCACUCGCCAAUGUCGAAGACGGACUUAAGCGCAUGUGCGUUGAAUACGACACACGUAUUGGAAUCUAUGGAUUCGUAUUCUACCGAGACGGAGAAUGGAUCUACUCCAUCAUCGACGAUAAGCUCUAUCUAACUUCGCCAUGCUGGGAUUCGCCGAGCAUGCAGCGCGAGAUGCUAAACCAGAUCGACCGUGAGGACCCGGAGAAGGUGUACCGUAAGACGUACCAGACGGGAUCCAAGGCGUUGUUCUUCGGCCAGUGCAAAGACCAGCAUGAAACCUGGGUUCCGUUGCUCGAAAAGGCCUAUGCCAAGGCUCACGGUGAUUACGGCUCUCUAUCUGGUGGUUGGAUCGGCGAGGGAUUGGAAGAUCUUUCUGGUGGUGUCACUACCGAGCUCCUGGCUUCUGACAUACUUGAUAUCGACGAGUUCUGGGAUCAGGAGUUUAGUAAGGUUAACAAGGAGUUCCUUUUCGGCUGCUCUACUGGCCUGCUUGAUGGUGGCUACGGUGAACGCAAUGGUAUUUGCGAGGGACACGCCUACGUCGUGAUGGACGCGAGAACAUUAAAGAGUGGACAGAGACUUGUGAAGCUCCGCAACCCCUGGGGUAAGAACCGAAAGGGAAUAUGGGAAGGUCCGUGGUCGGAUGGUUCCAAGGAGUGGAAUAAUGAUGUUAAAGAUGAGCUCGGCCAUCAGUUCGGAAACGAUUCGGUCUUCUGGAUUACCUACGAGGACAUGCUCGAGAAAUACCAGCACUUCGACCGAACACGCCUUUUCAAGAACCCCGACUGGCGAUGCUGUCAGCGAUGGAUCGGCGUGGAAGUUCCGUGGAAGCAGCAAUGGAACGAGAAAUUCCACUUCAAGCUAACCAAGGAGUCUCCCUUGGUCUUGGUACUUCAGCAGCUUGACAACCGGUACUACAAGGGUUUACACGGUCAGUAUACCUUCCGAAUGCACUUCCGAGUCCAUGAACAAGGUCGACCGGAUAGCGAGGAUUACAUCGUCAGAUCCCACGGCAACUACCUGAUGGACCGAUCUGUCUCGAUCGAAAUCCCGUGCAUGGAGCCUGGCAACUACUCUAUAUUUAUCAGCAUCAUGGCUGAGCGCGACACUGAUAUGUCCUCUAUAGAGGACAUUGUCAAGCGAGAGUGUCUCAAGAGAGUAGAAAAUGAGAAACUGGCUCAAGUAGGAUACGCGUAUGACUUGGCGCAUAGCAAGGGCGUCGCGCAUCUCGAGCAGGUCGCCAAGCUGCGCAAGAAGACGGACCAAAAGAAGGCCAGCUCUUCGCGCAUGCAAGAGCGCCGCAAGAUGUGGGAGAAGCGCCAUCUGAACCGCGACAUCACGAAGAAGCAGACGAAGAAGAACCAAGAGAAGCGCGACAAGCGACGGGAGGCCGAGGACGAGAAGCGGAAGAUCGCGGCAGAGAAGAAGAAGGCAGAGGAAGAUGCCGCGAAAGCCAAAGCUGAGGCCGAAGCCGCGGUGUUGAAGAAGAAGGAAGAUGAAGAGAAGGCGAAGGCUGAUGCAGAGAAGAAGGAGAAAGAAGAGGCUGAGGCGGCUGAGAAAAAGAAGAUUGAAGAGGAGAAGCCGAAGGAUGUGGCGGUUCAGACCGAUGAUCGUCAGUCGGGCGAAGACAAGAGCAGCCAGACGGAGGAGGCUAAGGAAGCUGCGGAAACCACAGAAGCCAAAGAUGAGGCAACUAGUUCCGAGUCUGCUGACAAGCCGAAGGAGUCUGAAGACGCCCCCAAAGACGCUGCGAAGGAAGAAGCUACUGCGGAUGCUACCGUAGAUGCCAAAACCGAGAAGCCAAAGGAGGACGUCGUCGAGACCCCGAAGGAAGAUGUCGCCGAAGCGCCGAAGGAGGAGAUUAAGCCUGAAGAGAAGACGUCCGAGGAAAAGCCCGACGAGAAGAAACCGGAGGGAAAACUUGACGAGAAGGCAUCUGAGGAGAAGCCGGCUGAAGACAAAACUGCCUCGGAUGGCGAUGCAACUACUACUGCUACUGCCACCGCUACCGCUACGGUUAAGGCAGGCAGUGGACAGAAGCAGCCCACACCUCCCGCCUACUCGUCAGACGGCGAUUCCUCCGACAGCCCAGUUGAAGAUUGGGAGCUCCUGUACUCAUCCGACGACAUGACUAGGAAACCGCGGAUGGCAACAACGCAGCCCACCACCACAACUGCCGACAACGCCGUCGAAAGCGACGGCGAGUCCGGUCUUCCAGACCCGUGGAACGCCAUCUGCAUCAUCGGGUUCCGGGUGUACUCGAAGGACGAGGACUUAGACUUGCGCGUCGUGCUCGAGGGAGGCGAUAUGGCGGAGAAUGGUAUGGGUGAGAAGGGACCGGCGGAUAUCGAUAACGCGCAGAUGAACGCUGGUGGUGAGCGCGAGAAGAAGAAUCAGGAUGUUACGGAUGAGGUCGAGAUCGUCGACGGCGAGGCUGUUCGUAAGGAGAAGAUCGUCGCUCCUGAUGAUGAUGCGGAGAAGAAGGAGGGUGAAGGGGAGAAGAAGGAAGAAGAGAAGAGAGAAGAGAAGAUAGAGGAGAACCAAGAAGAGAAGAAAGAAGAUAAGGUUGAUGAGAAGAAGGAUGAAGAGAAGCCCGUCAAUGACGAGCCUAAGGAAGAUAACGACGAGAAGAAGGGUUGUAACGAUGAGAAAGAUGCGGAUGUCGACAAGAAGUCCGAGGAUAAGGACGACGAUAAAGACGACUGCGCCAAGUCAGAUGCUUCCGAUUCGUCAGACGAAACACCCAUCCUCACUCCCGACUCAACAGCCGACUCGCGGGAAUCGUGUACCCCCCAACAUCCCGAACAGAACCGGGAUAACGAGAAGUCGUCAUGAAGCUCACCAACCCCCACCCCCUUUCCUACGUCCAAAAACAUGUGAUUUCUAAGAGCAUCGACCGGCAUAGCAUCGCAUCGCGUUUACGUUUUCCAUUUCCGAUAGUCGCUUUCUCCAUUCAAUUCUAGAGCAC